Molecule: messenger RNA, 447 nt
Organism: Spathaspora passalidarum NRRL Y-27907
Lineage: Eukaryota; Fungi; Ascomycota; Pichiomycetes; Serinales; Debaryomycetaceae
Product: U4/U6-U5 snRNP complex subunit
Exons: 1
Coding region: 1-447 (148 amino acids)
Biological process (GO): mRNA splicing, via spliceosome
Cellular component (GO): U4/U6 x U5 tri-snRNP complex; spliceosomal complex; U5 snRNP
Source: RefSeq, a predicted model, not a curated record
AUGGGUUCAGUAUUUCUCCCUCAUUUAAACACAGGCUGGCAUGUCGACCAAGCGAUCCUUUCUGAAGACGAUAGAUUAGUGGUGAUACGAUUUGGCCGCGAAGAAGAACCAGAUUGUAUGAUCAUAGACGAGAUUUUGUUUUCCAUCUCAGAAAAAGUAAAGAAUUUUGCUGCUAUAUAUCUUUGCAAUUUGGAUAAAGUUCCUGAUUUCAAUCAAAUGUAUGAACUAGAUCAAGAUCGGCUGGAACCUUAUACGAUAAUGUUUUUCUUUCGAAAUAAGCAUAUGAUGUGUGAUUUUGGAACUGGUAAUAACAACAAGCUUAAUUUUAUGAUUUACGACAAACAAGAAUUAAUUGAUAUAAUAGAAACGAUAUAUCGGGGUGCUAAAAAGGGGAAAGGUUUGGUUGUUAGUCCCAAAGAUUAUAGCACGUUACGAAGAGGUGGAUGA